AUGGACCCAGGAAAUGAUACAGGAACUUCACAAUUUCUUCUUAUGGGAUUUUCAGAAGAACCAGAACUGCAGCCCCUCAUAUUUGGGCUUUUCCUCUCCAUGUACCUGAUCACUGUGUUUGGCAACCUGCUCAUCAUCCUGGCCGUCAGCUCUGACUCCCGCCUCCACACGCCCAUGUACUUCUUCCUGGCCAACCUGUCCUUUGUAGACAUCUGCUUCACCUCCACCACCAUCCCAAAGAUGCUGGUGAACAUCCAGACUGAGAACAAAGUCAUAACCUAUGAGGACUGCAUCACACAGAUUUAUUUUUUCAUACUCUUUGCUGUGAUGGACGUCUUCCUCCUGAGUGUGAUGGCCUAUGACAGGUUUGUGGCCAUCUGCCACCCCCUCCACUACACGAUCAUCAUGAACCCCCAGCUUUGUGGGCUGUUGGUUCUGGUGUCCUGGAUCAUGUGUGUCCUGAAUUCCUUGUUACAGAGUUUAAUGAUGUUGCGGCUGUCGUUCUGUACACAGGUAGAAAUUCCCCACUUUUUCUGUGAACUCAAUGAGAUGCUCCAGCUUGCCUGUUCUGACACCUUUCUUAAUAACGUGGUGAUGUAUCUUGCAGCUGUCCUGCUGGGUGGUGGUCCUUUUGCCGGGAUCCUUUACUCUUAUUCCAAGAUAGUUUCCUCUAUACGUGGGAUUGCAUCAGCUAAGGGCAAGUUCAAAACGUUUUCCACCUGUGCAUCUCACCUGUCGGUUGUGUGUUUAUUUUACUGUACGAUGCUUGGCGUGUACCUUAGCUCUGCUGCUACCCAGAGCUCCCACUCAAGUGCCACAGCCUCGGUGAUGUACACGGUGGUCACGCCCAUGCUGAACCCCUUCAUCUACAGCCUGAGGAACAGAGACAUAAAGAGUGCUCUGAAAAGAAUUGUUGGGGUUCAAGUGAUGUAA
Molecule: messenger RNA, 933 nt
Organism: Felis catus (domestic cat)
Lineage: Eukaryota; Metazoa; Chordata; Mammalia; Carnivora; Felidae
Product: olfactory receptor-like protein OLF4
Exons: 1
Coding region: 1-933 (310 amino acids)
Biological process (GO): G protein-coupled receptor signaling pathway
Cellular component (GO): membrane
Molecular function (GO): G protein-coupled receptor activity; olfactory receptor activity
Source: RefSeq, a predicted model, not a curated record